Molecule: messenger RNA, 801 nt
Organism: Acanthosepion pharaonis
Lineage: Eukaryota; Metazoa; Mollusca; Cephalopoda; Sepiida; Sepiidae
Source: the annotation of a GenBank genome assembly
AUGACUGUUGGUGAUAACUUUUUUUUACCAAUAUUUUUCUCUCUUGCCUUCCCUUUCAUUUCUCUCUCGCUUUCCCUUUCUUUUCUCUCUCGCCUUUCCUUUCUUUUCUCUCUCUCUCUCUCUCGCCUUCCCUUUCUCUCUCUCUCGCCUUCCCUUUCUCUCUCUCUCCUUCCCUUUCUUUCUCUCUCUCCUUCCCUUUCUUUCUCUCUCCUUCCCUUUCUCUCUCUCUCCUUCCCUUUCUUUCUCUCUCUCCUUCCCUUUCUUUCUCUCUCUCUCCUUUCCUCUCUCUCCUUUCCUUUCUUUCUCUCUCUCCUUUCCUUUCUACCUCUCUCGCCUUCCCUUUCUACCUCUCUCGCCUUUCCUUUCUUUUCUACCUCUCUCGCCUUCCCUUUCUCUCUCUCUCGCCUUCUCUCUACUUUUACUCUCUCGCCUUCUCUCUACUUUUUCUCUCUCGCCUUCUCUCUACUUUUUCUCUCUCGCCUUUCCUUUACUUUUUCUCUCUCGCCUUUCCUUUACUUUUUCUCUUUCAAUAAGCAUAAUUUUAUUAUGAGUUUCUGCCUGUCUUUUUCUGCCGACCUUUCUCUUGCUCUGUGUCUACAUCACUGCCUUCUCCUCCUCUGUUUAUUUCUCAGCCUGCCUGUCCAUCUGUUUGUCUCUCCCUUUUUGUAUACUUUUCUACCUGACUGUAUCUUUGUCGCUCUCUUGCUUUCUACCUCUCUUUCUCUGUUUACCUCUAUACCUGUCUCUCUCUGCCUCCCUAUAUACCUCGUUAUUUGCCUUUUUUUCACGGUUCACUUUUGA